AUGAUAGCAUACAUUCCCCAACCCACGUCCGACGCAUCCGCAGAAUCCUUCCGCUUUCUCGACCUCCCAGGAGAGAUUCGUAACAACAUUUAUGGUCGCAUCCUUACCGUCAAGCCUCCGCGACGAGGCUCCGAGACCCUACCGCUGAAGAGCCAAUUGAGUACCCAGAUCCUGCGAACGUGCCAUUUCAUUAGAGCCGAGGCGGGAUAUGUGUUGCGAAGGACGAAUCUGUUCGUCAAGUUCAGGAGCAACCUCCCAAGUAUCCUGUACUCGGUCUUCAGAAUUAGGGGGAACAUACAACUCUGGAGACUGAAGCCGAAACAUGCUGAAGAUUUCCGGGCCUCGGUGGUGUCCUACGAAAUUACUAUACCACAGUCACCACACGACAGGUCGAUGGUCUUCGUGCUUCUACAUCGCGAUCUGGAGCCGUUCUGUUCGCAACUUGCCGAAGCGAACCAGAUACUCCUACUGCAUAAAGUCACGGUCCGCGACUCUUAUUGUUCGCCAGACCAGGAGUCGCUUCUCUCUGAAAGGCUGCAGGAGCAGCUCAUAGCGCCCUUUCGAGCCACAUUUCGAAAAUCGAUCUUCGAAUUCGAGGGUGUUACGCAAAGGUUGAAGUUGGCUGCGGAACAAGACAUCACACGGCCAUUGCCAGUUGACCCAGAGAGUGUGUUCCGACACGUACGGUACCUGAGCGCUGAAGGAGCAUCUUUUUUCGUCCGCACAGGCUCCCCAUACUGUCGGCACAUGUUGAAAAGGGGAAAUGAAUACUGGAACGAGGCUCUGUGGACGAUACAGCGAGUUAUGAAAGAUGAAGCUUACCAAAGCUUCAGAGAGGCCGGCGGCGCAGAGUUGCUAGAUCGACUGACAGAACUAUCCUUCAGGCUCAACCUGAACCAGGCCGAGGAAUACCGGCAAUGUAUGCGGCGCAGCGAGGGCGAUCAAGAGGCCCUUGACGGAUUUGAGUCGAGGGUGUCUCAUGCCGUAGGGGACGCGAUGGCCCUCCUACGUAAUUACCCCGACAGGACCUGGCAGCCAAGUACUGAGCAACUUGGAACACUCGCGUAUUCGAGAGCAGUCGCGUGUCGACUUAGAGGAGAUCCCUCGAUGCUCAGUCAAGCAGAAGCUUCCAUCCGAGAGGCACUAACGCUACUGCCCAAUGACGGGUCGGUCUGGUUUGAAAGAGCGGAAUACCGACCAAUCAUAAACAAACCGAAUGGUGUUGUCCGUCUAAUUAUGAAGAAGAAGAAGAAGAAGAAGAAGAAGAAGCAGCAGCAGCAGCAGCAGCAUCUUCGCUACCUAUCCUCGAUCAAUCGGCCGAUACUAAGAAUGAAAACUAUAGCAAUAACAACUCAAAACGACAGGACCCCAGCUACGGUAUUCGACGCCUUCCGAAAUGAGCGGCUUCUCUCAUCUACGUCAAAGGCAAGCACGGCAUGGCAUAUUCCCGUCAAAAAGAACAUCCACCCAGAAAUGGAGUUGGAUAUCAAAAGAAAAAACAGAUCUUCGAAUCUUAUUGUGUGA
Messenger RNA from Drepanopeziza brunnea f. sp. 'multigermtubi' MB_m1, 1524 nucleotides. RefSeq lists its product as uncharacterized. NCBI's taxonomy places the organism in Eukaryota, Fungi, Ascomycota, Leotiomycetes, Helotiales, Drepanopezizaceae. The record is from RefSeq and is a predicted model, not a curated record.